AUGACCACACGCUAUCGCGUUGAAUACGCUCUCAAGACCCAUCGUCGAGAUCAAUUGAUUGAAUGGAUCAAAGGUCUACUGGCGGUACCCUUUGUACUGCACUCCCAGCCCAACAUCUCUUAUCCGGAGCAUAGUGAGGGGCUAAAGACCGUGGCUGCCGAUACAUACCAGCGAUAUGCAGAGAUUAUGCGAGAUGUGGAAAUCCUGAUAAACGACCACAGUAAGUUCAUUUCUGCCUAUUCAGGCAACACAAUAUCCGACGAUCGACAUAAUGUUCUCAAGGCUUAUCUCAGCCCCGCAGUUCGACAUAACAACCAAAACACACCUGGUAAAUCCAAACUCAAGCUGCUAGUGCCAUCAGUCGGUACUUUCUUCACCCAGCUGCAUCUAGAAGAUGCAUUCCAAUAUCAGAACGACCGCCGCUUCAUCAGCCGACGAAGGUUUGUGGCGCCAUCAUUCAAUGACAUCCGCCUAAUCUUGAACUCGGCCCAACUCCUCGGCCUAGUCCGAUCCAGCGACGUCCAACUCGUUACGUUCGACGGAGACGUGACCCUCUACGAUGACGGCGCCUGUCUCACGCCCGAAAACCCAGUCAUCCCCCGUAUAAUUCGCCUGCUAGAACAAGGCCGGAAAGUCGGUAUCGUGACAGCGGCCGGGUAUGAGGAGGCUGAGAAGUACUACGGUCGACUUUACGGCUUACUAGAUGCAGUACACGAAUCCACCUCUUUGACACCAGACCAGAAACAAGGCAUAAUAGUAAUGGGCGGCGAAAGCAACUUUCUCUUCCGAUUCGACCCGACCUCCGACGUGCGUCUCACAUAUGUGCGACGCAGCGAGUGGCUCCUAGCUGAAAUGCGAGCGUGGCGCGAAGACGACAUCAGAGAACUUCUUGAUCUAGCUGAAUCUGCACUUCGUGCAUGCGCGGCUAAUUUCAAUCUUCCCGCUGCUGUUCUACGGAAGGACCGCGCUGUUGGUGUGUAUCCUGUUAAUGGGGUGCGCAUUAACCGGGAACUACUGGAGGAGACUGUGCUCGUCGUGCAGAAUACAGUAGAGAGAUCUGCUAUUGGGUCACGACUCCCUUUCUGCGCCUUCAAUGGUGGAAAUGAUGUUUUUGUUGAUAUUGGUGAUAAAUCUUGGGGCGUUCGUGCUUGUCAGCAGUAUUUUGGCGGCAUUGAUCCGUCGAAGACGUUACAUAUCGGUGAUCAAUUCUUGUCGGCUGGAGCUAACGAUUUUAAGGCUCGCUUGGCUUCCACCACUGCUUGGAUUUCCAGUCCUACCGAGACGGUCGACUUAUUGGACGAGCUGGAACUUUCAUUAUCCCAUAGUUAA
Penicillium taxi is the source of this 1329-nucleotide messenger RNA. RefSeq names its product IMP 5'-nucleotidase ISN1 (gene isn1). Gene Ontology annotation, biological process: nicotinamide riboside biosynthetic process; nicotinic acid riboside biosynthetic process; nucleotide metabolic process. Bases 1 to 1329 code for a protein of 442 amino acids. The transcript has 6 exons. The record is from RefSeq and is a predicted model, not a curated record. Gene Ontology annotation, molecular function: magnesium ion binding. Lineage: Eukaryota; Fungi; Ascomycota; Eurotiomycetes; Eurotiales; Aspergillaceae.